CUCUGCAGUUGUGGGCGGUCAUGGUGAUGAUAUUUUGCAAUCAGCCCGUCGCUUACUACAGUUACUGAGUUCGUCUGGUCAACAAGGUGCAGCCAGUGGUGGCAUCACAAAUCAACAUAUAAGAGAACAGAGACAGACAGCAUCACUUCAAACGGAAAUGACCAGGUCCUUUCCAGGUAUUUUCAGCAGGGGCAGAGGGAAGAGGCACUUUCCCGCAGCAAGUCCUGUUCCUGCCAAGAGGCCUAAACCAUUGGAUGUGGCUUUCUAUUUGUUGCCAAAGCAAUGUGAAAAAACCCCAAAAGAGCAGGAGCAAUUAGUCCAUAUGUGUGCAGGACUGGGCCGUAGGACUGCUCAUCUAGAUGAAAGCACAACACAUGAAGAGUUAUGUGAUGCCCUCAAAGUUUUAUUCCCAAAAUUGGGAACAAUUACCGGUGGAUGGCUACUAUACAAAUCUUCAGGUGGAUGGGGUAGCCGACAGCUGUCUCUUGUGACUCCCAAUGAUACCGGCUAUACAAGCAUGAUGUUGAAGUCUGUAACUCGUGGGGCUAAAAAUCUAUUCAUUGCCCCAAUUCAAGAGGAACUAAGUACAAAUCCCCUACCAUUGACUGAUGAAGCAUUCAGUAACAUGCCAAAAGCUGCAUGUCAGAAGUGUGAAGUUGCAGUUCCCCUUCCGCUCCUGACAGAACACAUCAAAUCUUGUAACGUCAUAGAUGUUGACAGUGACGACAACCUGGCUAAUGUGGAUAUCAGUGAGCCUGAAGAGAGAGACUCAGACAUGCAGGAAUGUCCUGUCUGCAAAAAUAUGUUUCCUGCUGACUCCAUCGAGGUACAUGCUUCGUCAUGUGUGGAAAGGGCAGGAAAUGAGGUGAUGCAUGAAAGCAUUGUAAUUGAGGAAGAGCAAGCAGCAAAGCCUGGGCCAUCCACAAGUUCUGCAGCUGUUCAAGAUGGCUGGUUAACUGUCAGUGACCCCACCAAGGCCAUAUCUCAGUGUGCUGACAGUUUUCGACGUAUUCAUGAAACAAAGAGUCCCUUACUUCUCAGCAUGGACAUCAGAAAAAGCCCUGCUGAGCAGGACAUGGCACUUGUCUCCUUCUAUAAACAACCUAAUGUGGAAUGGGGAUGACUCCUGAAUUGCAGACUUGAAGGAGAUACUGCUAUUGGACAUGGUGUAACUCGUUUUUUUUUCUCCACAUGCAUGGAGAAGCUGAGGUCAGGCUUUUGCAUCAAUUUUG
Epinephelus fuscoguttatus (brown-marbled grouper) is the source of this 1232-nucleotide messenger RNA. RefSeq lists its product as uncharacterized. The transcript has 10 exons. The record is from RefSeq and is a predicted model, not a curated record. Bases 158 to 1123 code for a protein of 321 amino acids. NCBI's taxonomy places the organism in Eukaryota, Metazoa, Chordata, Actinopteri, Perciformes, Serranidae.